Zerene cesonia (dogface butterfly) is the source of this 1997-nucleotide messenger RNA. Its product is annotated as angiopoietin-related protein 7-like. Bases 27 to 1643 code for a protein of 538 amino acids. The transcript has 8 exons. NCBI's taxonomy places the organism in Eukaryota, Metazoa, Arthropoda, Insecta, Lepidoptera, Pieridae. The record is from RefSeq and is a predicted model, not a curated record.
CGAAUGUUUUAAAAUAAGUGAGCUCCAUGUUAAACAUGAUUUCUCCUUGCACAUUCAUUGUGAGGUAUUUCGUGGGAGCCGACAGCCGGCCUUGCACAAUGUAUACCCACAUCUUAUACUUAUCUUUAAUUACAUUAAUUUGCUCAUGUGCCGCAAGAAGGGAAUAUUUGAGAGAUGAAGAAGACGACGACAUCGGCAACUUGCAAGUGAGAUCAAAGUAUAACUUGACCCAUGCACCAACGACCACAGGUCGUUCAUUGAAAGGUGAAAUGGUUGUAGAAAAGUUUGUCGACACACUGAUGGCUAGCGAAAGAUAUCUUAAAAUGGUCGAAUCCGUAGAAAAAAAGAUCAAUCAUUUAGAUGCUAACUUUCAUGAUAGGACAAAUACAAUAUUGAAAUAUUUGGCUGAGGUUUUAAGAAUUGCUAAAACUGCCGCGACGCCGCAAGACGUAAUGGAGAAAACUUUAAGGAGUCUGAAACAUGAUUUGGACAAAUUGCAACAAGCUGUUUCCGAAAAAGUAAAGGUCUUACCAAAAAUGAGAGUGGAAGGAGGCGAGUAUCAAGUGGACGCCUCGCUAGACAACCGGCUCGCGUAUUUAGAGAGUCACAUGAAAAACAUAAUGUCGAGCAUCGAAUCCAUUGCAUCUGUUAUAUCAGAAGUAAAAUCCCGUCAGAGCGCUCGAAUAGUCGCAAAAACUGAUGUUGGAGGAUCCUUGGAAGCCAUUGGCCUAAUUUCAGAGUUUAGAAGAGCGCUGCAAGAACAAAAAACGAAAAAGUGUGACUGCAAGUUUGGACGAGUAGACCGCAUUGAAAGGUACCCGACGGAUUGUCAAGAAAUUCAAAUGCAAGGGUUUAAUGUGUCCGGAAUCUACAAGAUUCGUCCGGAUGAUAUGGAGCCCUUCUAUGUACUUUGCGAUCUUAGCACGGUUGGCGGAGGUUGGACUGUCAUACAGAAUCGCUUUGACGGUUCGCAAGACUUCUACAAGAGCUGGUCCGACUAUAAGCAUGGUUUUGGAAACUUAGCUGGCGAGUUCUGGCUCGGACUGGAAAAGAUUAAUUACCUCACGAACCAAAAGCUUUACGAAUUAAGGAUCGAAAUGGAAGCUCAGACGGGGCAAGAGGUGUCGGCAUCGUAUUCCGUCUUCACUGUUGGGCCGGAGUAUGAGGGAUACAGAAUAAGUACGUUAGGGUCUUAUCGAGGAAACGCUGGUGAUUCAUUAUCAUACCACGCGGGGCAGAAGUUCUCGACUUAUGACGUAGACAAUGACGAGUGGAGAGACGGUGCGUGUGCGGUGGAACACGGUGGCUCGUGGUGGUAUAAGGAAUGCGAUAAAAGUAACUUGAAUGGCAAAUACACGACAUCAGAUGAGCACCACGGUCAGUCGAUAUACUGGAUCUCGUUCAUGGGGCCGAGCACUCCGCUCGCCAAAACGAGGAUGAUGAUACGACCCCUGCCGGCCAGCCGGCCCACAGAUGCUGAACAAUCAAGGAAAAUUCUCGAAGCACCGAAACCGAGGCCGAACGAGAAACAAAAGCCGCCUCACAAAGACGUGAGAGGCCCCUACGACAUGGGCCGAGCGCGUCCGCCCUACCGCUUCGAGGAUAAUGUGCACGCGGAAGGAUUCUUCCCGACUUAUGCUUAAAUAUACAUACAAUAUUAACGGAUAUAAAAACCCUUAUUGCAGCCAAUGAUUAUGUUAUAUUUAUAUGAAGCAGUAUGAAGUCACUAGUUUUUGACAAACAAAAUUAUCAGUGGAUUUUCUGAGAAAUUGUUGCAGAUUUACCUACAUUUUUCGUUCAGGUAGUAUAAAAUCUGUGUGAUGCUCCUUCAUUUAAAUAUCUAUUAUACACAAUAUUUACGCUGAAUAUAGGGUUUUUGUAUAUAAACGUCUUCAAUGCAUUAUUUUAGCUCUGUUUCUUUUACAGCUCCUAAAUUUCAAUGUUUGUUAAAACAUUAUAUUAUGUGAAUAUUGAAAUUGGAUGCAAAUAAAGUUUUA